Tachyglossus aculeatus (Australian echidna) is the source of this 4331-nucleotide messenger RNA. It is a transcript of the gene STAT5B, whose product is annotated as signal transducer and activator of transcription 5B. Gene Ontology annotation, molecular function: RNA polymerase II cis-regulatory region sequence-specific DNA binding; DNA-binding transcription factor activity, RNA polymerase II-specific. The transcript is spliced from 19 exons. Lineage: Eukaryota; Metazoa; Chordata; Mammalia; Monotremata; Tachyglossidae. The record is from RefSeq and is a predicted model, not a curated record. Bases 90 to 2456 code for a protein of 788 amino acids. Gene Ontology annotation, biological process: cell surface receptor signaling pathway via JAK-STAT; growth hormone receptor signaling pathway via JAK-STAT; cytokine-mediated signaling pathway.
CGAGCGGGCCCAGCCAGGGAAGGCAGCCGGGGACGGCCCACCGGGGCCCGGUGCGGGGAGGCGCCCGCUCUGUGCCCAGGUCGGGAGCCAUGGCGGUGUGGAUCCAGGCGCAGCAGCUCCAGGGCGACGCCCUCCACCAGAUGCAGGCUCUGUACGGCCAGCACUUCCCCAUCGAGGUGCGGCACUACCUGGCGCCCUGGAUCGAGAGCCAGGCCUGGGACUCAAUAGAUCUUGAUAAUCCACAGGAGAACAUUAAAGCCAGCCAGCUCCUGGAGGGUCUGAUCCAGGAGCUGCAGAAGAAAGCUGAGCACCAAGUGGGGGAAGAUGGGUUUUUACUGAAGAUCAAGCUAGGGCACUAUGCUACCCAGCUCCAGAACACGUAUGACCGUUGCCCCAUGGAGCUGGUCCGCUGCAUCCGCCACAUACUGUACAAUGAGCAGAGGCUGGUCCGGGAGGCCACCAACUGCAGCUCUCCGGCCGGGAGCCUGGCGGACGCCAUGUCCCAGAAGCACCUGCAGAUCAACCAGACGUUUGAGGAGCUGCGCCUGGUCAGCCAGGACACGGAGAACGAGCUGAAGAAGUUGCAGCAAACCCAGGAGUACUUCAUCAUCCAGUACCAAGAGAGUCUGCGGCUCCAAGCCCAGUUUUCCCAGUUGUCGCAGCUGAACCCGCAGGAGCGCCUGAGCCGGGAGACGGCACUGCAGCAGAAGCAGGCGUCGCUGGAAGCCUGGCUGCAACGGGAAGCGCAGACCCUGCAGCAGUAUCGUGUGGAGCUGGCGGAGAAACACCAAAAGACCCUGCAGUUGCUGCGCAAGCAGCAGACCAUCAUUCUGGACGACGAGCUGAUCCAGUGGAAGCGGCGUCAGCAGCUGGCCGGCAAUGGGGGGCCACCCGAGGGCGGCCUGGACGUGCUGCAGUCCUGGUGUGAGAAGCUGGCAGAGAUCAUCUGGCAGAACCGGCAGCAGAUCCGGCGAGCGGAGCACCUGUGCCAGCAGCUGCCCAUCCCGGGCCCCGUGGAGGAGAUGCUGGGAGAGCUAAACGCCACCAUCACUGACGUCAUCUCCGCCCUGGUCACCAGUACCUUCAUCAUCGAGAAGCAGCCCCCGCAGGUCCUGAAGACGCAGACCAAGUUUGCCGCCACUGUGCGGCUCCUGGUGGGCGGGAAGCUGAACGUGCACAUGAACCCUCCGCAGGUCAAGGCCACCAUCAUCAGCGAGCAGCAGGCCAAGGCUCUGCUCAAAAAUGAGAGCACGCGCAACGACUACAGUGGGGAGAUCCUGAACAACUGCUGCGUCAUGGAAUACCACCAGGCCACCGGCACGCUCAGUGCCCACUUCCGGAACAUGUCGCUCAAGAGGAUCAAGCGUUCCGACCGGCGUGGGGCGGAGUCCGUGACAGAGGAGAAGUUCACCAUUCUGUUCGAGUCCCAGUUCAGCGUAGGGGGCAACGAGCUUGUGUUCCAGGUUAAGACCCUGUCCCUGCCGGUGGUUGUGAUCGUCCACGGCAGCCAGGACAACAACGCCACGGCCACCGUCCUGUGGGACAACGCCUUCGCCGAGCCUGGCCGGGUGCCGUUCGCCGUGCCAGACAAAGUGCUGUGGCCGCAGCUCUGCGAGGCUCUGAACAUGAAGUUCAAGGCCGAGGUGCAGAGCAGCCGGGGCCUGACCAAGGACAACCUGCUCUUCCUGGCCCAGAAGCUCUUCAACAGCAGCAGCGGCGGCCACGUAGAGGACUACAGCGGCAUGGCCGUCUCCUGGUCCCAGUUCAACCGGGAGAAUCUGCCAGGGCGGAACUACACGUUCUGGCAGUGGUUCGACGGCGUCAUGGACGUGCUCAAGAAGCACCUCAAGCCGCACUGGAAUGACGGCGCCAUCCUGGGCUUCGUGAACAAGCAGCAGGCCCACGACCUGCUCAUCAACAAGCCUGACGGCACCUUCCUGCUGCGCUUCAGCGACUCUGAGAUCGGCGGCAUCACCAUCGCCUGGAAGUUCGACUCUCAGGAGAGGAUGUUCUGGAACCUGAUGCCAUUCACCACGCGGGACUUCUCCAUCCGCUCGCUGGCGGACCGGCUGGGAGACCUGAGCUACCUGAUCUACGUGUUCCCCGACCGGCCCAAGGAUGAGGUCUUCUCCAAGUACUAUACACCUGUGCUGUGCGAGUCCACUGCUGCCAAGACCGUCGACGGGUACGUGAAGCCACAGAUCAAGCAGGUGGUGCCAGAGUUUGCCAACGCGUCCUCGGACUCGGCCGGGAGCGGUGCCACAUACAUGGACCAGGCCCAGUCCCCCAACGUGUGCACCCAGUCCCAUUACAAUAUGUACCCCACGAACCCCGAUUCCGUCCUGGACCCCGACGGUGACUUUGACCUGGACGACACGAUGGACGUGGCGAGACACGUGGAGGAGCUCUUACGCCGGCCAAUGGACAGUCAGUGGAUCCCUCACGCCCAGUCCUGACCCACCCUCGCCGCCCGCCCGCCCACCCGCCGGGUGCCCCCGGCCAUCGGCCUCCGCUCUCUGGAAACAAUGUUGAUGAUGUGAAGUGUUAAUACUAGUCGUGACUGUCGUGUUGCUGGUUCCAUGCUGCGUGUGGGUGGGCGCAGAUGGGAUCUCUUCCUCCCUUCCUGGCUGGGGGCGGGGCUGCACGGUCGGCCCCGGGCUGGGACCCCCUUAACGCAGGCCAGUCUUUCCGGGGCGGGGCGGGAUGGGGGGGGGGCAGGAUAGCCGGGUCAAGGGACAGGUUUUGCUCAAUGAAGUUGUUCAAGCUUUACUCAGAACUCAGCCUAGAGAAAAGUGGAGCGGUCGUAUCACUGCUCCCCGCCCCCCUCGAACACCUUGGUGCCCGGACGGGCUAGCCAGAGGGGACCCUGGCUGUGGUUUCACCGCCCCCCCACCCCCAGCGGGCAAGACGUGUGGUUUUCUGUUGUUGUGUAGUAGCUGUUGUGUCAAAUAGGUAGUCACGGGCUUGCUUUCCUCUCCCGUGUGCUGUCAGUUCUUGUGUGUCUGUGUGUGUACACGUGUGGGGAGCGUUUCCCUCGACUCCAGUGAUCUAGACAGCCCCUGGGUGGGUCCAGAAUCCUUCCGCCAUCUGGCUUGAGUCCACUGACUCUCCCUAAGGGUGCCAGGAGGGCCGUGUAUGAGGUGUGGGGAUCCUGGCCUCUCCCUCACCGCCCAUCCCAUCCCUUGGCUGUACUCUGCGGGAGUACUGCGUUCCGGGCGUCCGUCCGUCCGUCCGUCCGUGGCUUGUGGAGUUCGGGUGUCCUUUGCUUCUUUAUAAUGUGUAUGCCACCUGCCGUCUGCCCCCCCCUCCCGCGGGGCACCCCCGCUCUGCCUUCCCCACUGGUGUUCAUCCCCUGUCUUGACAACGUGGUGGCGUGAAGAUCAUCUGGAGGUGGGUUUGAGUGUGAGACGAGGGUACUCGGGACCCUCCACGCGGGCCUGGGCACCGCUGCCGUGGGCCGGAGAACUGCCAAAACCAAAAAAGGUUACCAGAUUCCUCUGUGGCCCAACUCUGAUUCUCAGCAAUUUCUCCAGUCGUUUCUCCCCCCAGCUCGGGGCUGCCGGUUUUGGGCCCGGCAGUGGGGCGGCUGGGCUCCCUCGCCCCAUCCCCAUCCCACCCCCUCUUGCCAGGAAAGCACCCUGGCCCCCAAAACUUAUUUUUAUACACGAAGUAAAUAAACAGAUAUUUUUUUAGCAAAAAGAAAAAAAAAGCGACGGAUUUCUCCAUUGUCUGUUUCAGGAGCAUGUUCCUCUUUAUUUCGUAAAUUAUUUAUUGGGAAAUGGCGAGCCCAGGCUGGCGUGUCCAAGCCCGGCCCAUUGAGGGGGGGCUGCGGUCAGGGAAACUGUAGGGACGGGGGGAGGCCAAAGCCCCCCGGUGAGGGGGGGGUUCUCUCCCCCCACCCCCUCGACCAAGUCGCCUCUGGGCAGAGUCACCCCCUCCCGCCCCCCAACACAGGCACACACACCCCAGGGAGACAGACGGUCACCCGCAGAGUCAGGCGAGCGGAGCCGGACGGUGAGUCGGUCGGGGUUUCUGCCUCCUCCGUCCUCAGCCCGGUGCUCCUGGGACGGGGGUGGGGGCCGGAGCCCUGCCAGCCACCUGCCCGGGGGAGACAAAAUCCAGGCCCCGGCAAAGCCGGUCCCUCCGGGACCACUGUCGAGCCAACCACAUCCCCCAGGCUCGACCGUGCCCUUUGACCCGGCAGUACCCAAUUUGGUCCCCCCGACCCCGCAGCUGCUUUAGGCCGGAAUGUACUUGGGGCCUGCGGCUUCGCCAGUGGCUCUGAGUGGGGGCUGAGUAACCGCGGGGCUCGGCCCACGCUCCCUCCUUGC